CUCGGUUGUACUUCGGUUGUAUUCGGCCAGCCAACCCAGUUUAACCAAAGACUCUCUAGACCUACGAAGAUCAUCACUCGUCUUCCAGUGAAGUACAUUGAGUCACCCGCCUGGGACCCACUGUGACACCAAUGGGAAUUGCCUUGCUGAGCCUGGAUGCUGCACCCAUUCAGCGGGACGGUGAGAGAUUCCAACCCGCUGGACCGAUGCUUUCCUCGGCCUAUGGCAGCGAAUCACCCGACUGUCUGCUCACUGAGAAGGGAGGAGCUUACUACGGGACAACGUAACAUUUCCGCAUGUCAAUAAAAAUACGUUUCUGAAGACAAGAGGAAGAAGUACACAGAUCAUGUGAAUAUGUGCUUAUGUGCAUUAUUAGUUUCAGUUGUACAAGUGCCCAAAGUUAGCGUGUAGUUUUGGUCACAUGGUACCAAGCCUGAACCAGCUGUCAGGUGCCGCCGCUUCUUCUCAAGGAAACAAACUUACUACGGAGUAUUUUAAACAAUGCAGGGAUUUAAAGCUGAUAGCCACUGAGCAGAUAGUGGUGUAAACAUGCUGAAGUUAAAGCCAAAGUUCGACCUGUACAGUGAUGUGGUGUCUGACAUCCUCAGGAAGGAAGCGUCGGUCUGCAGGGUGAAAGAAUACUCUGGAGCAGUGGACACUCGUAUCCUAAACAUUGAGAGAGAUGGGGGCAUCCUUUACUCCUGGAAGGGAGCAACAGGGACUACCAGGAUUGGGAAAUUUGACUCCAACACCAAACAGAACAAGCUCCUGUACACAUUUGACAAGCAGGUGUGUGUCAGCAGCUGCUCCCUGAACAAGGAGGAGACGCUGUUAGCUGUCAGCUUGGCACAAAACACCAGAGGAGAGGAGCGCCUCAAACCAAUAUCCAAGUGUCUAACUCUCCUGAUUGAGAUCCAUCCCAUCAACAACACUAAAGUCCUAAAGGCAGUAGACUGCAGGGUCAAAGUGCAGUUCCUCCACUCAGAAAGUGACAGGAGAUCAGUACUGGAGAGCCACCUGCUGCUGCUGACUGAGGACGGAUAUGUGGAUCUCUACCAUGUUCUGCUGACAAGACAGGAGGGUUACAGAAUGGUGAUGGCUUAUCCCGAGCGUUUGUCGAAAGCGGCGGAGAGAGUAGUGGAGGACUUCUGCUGGCUCCAGUGGGACGGACACACACAAAGAGUCUACUAUCUCACACAUCAUGUAACACACACUCAGGACAAGUUCCUCAUGCAAUGUGUGCAGUUUUACCCCAACCAUAACUGCGAAACUGUGUUGGAAUUCCCGUUUGAGUUGCCUGCUAAUCCUUUCCACACAGUCAACUUUGUAAAUCUGGGUUUUGACCAUUACCACGUGGAGAGACCGGAGCAGGAGCUCGUUAGGAUGAAAGUGUUCACAAACAGAAUAGAAAGAAGCAUGUAUGUGUGCUCCAGCCAACAUCUUAAAGACAAACAGGAACUGAUCUACACUGUGCUUUUAGUCCACACAGGCUGCAGCAAGACGUUCAGAGUGUCUCUGGGCGGCGACCAGAAAGGCACACAGCGCCAUCCGAUCUUCAUCCCUAUAGGUUACCACAUUGUGGUGUAUCUGCAGGACUAUUUCCUCCAUUUGAUCAACACCAGGCAGCAGGAGAUGCUCUGUCACUCCCUCUUUCUCUCAGGUCUGGACGUGGACUUGGGCCUGCAGUGUCAGUCAGCUAACGUCACAGUGUUGCAUGCAGAAGAAGAGUCCAGUGGGAGUCUGUUGGACCUGGCCAGCGGGAGGAUCCACACUGCCGAGCUUAGACCUGCCUUCCUGCUGCAGAUACUGCGAUCAGACACUCCUUCCAGGUGUCCCAGCAGUAAGACUGACCCUCAGCGCCUGGCUGCCCUCCACUGCCUGCUGGUUUACAUGGGAAACGACCCAAACCUGGAGCUGAAGAUCAUUGAAUGGCUGUGUGACAACGUGAAUGCCUUCGAAUCCUUUGAUCAGAUCCAGGAGUUCAUUCUAGCGUCUUUGUACAGAAUAAGCUAUGAGAAGUCGCUCAGCCUGGAUAAAGUCCUGCCUUACUCCUCUGUGCUCGACAAGAAGGAGAUACCAGCUUGUCUGUUGGAGGUCCCUGGUGUGUUGUGUACCACUGAGCUGCAUAUUGAACCUGUAUUCAAAGGCAAGGCCAGAAGUCUCCAGGGUUUCUGGUCAGAGCUGCAGUGGAACACAGAGAAGACAAAAUAUCUGGAUGCUAUUCCCAACCCCAGAUUCAGAACCUCAGACAUACAAGCCGACUGGGAUAAACUGAGGUCAGAGAAGAGCCCAUCCAGCCACAAAAAUCACAUCGAGGAGAACACAAAGAAAGUUCUAUCAAUGGUGGACACCUGGUGUCUUGAUAAGAAGCUGGUGCCACUUUUCCAGGAGGAGGACUAUCAACAGAGGGUGCUCAUAGGCCUGACAGUUGACAAGCUUCGAGAGCAUCUGAACAGACACCUGCCUCGACUGGGCAAGAAGAAGAUUGACUCGCUGGUUGUCAACUACGUAGCCAAACUGCUGGAGCUCAUCAGACACAUGCUGGAGUCCGUCUGGCUGAAGUACAAACUGGGCCCUCAUGUUUUGUGCUUCACACAGCAGGGCAGUCCAGCCGAGUGGUCCGUGUUACACUUUAUGUUUCGGAUCCUGGAAGCCACGAGGGGUCUCUGCCUGCCCCUCCCACCUGGCUAUCACACUCUAUUAGCAGUGUUUGCUGUGCGUUGCCUUCCCCAUCACACCUUCCUUCAGUACAUUGACCACGGCUUCCUGCAGCUCACUGAGACCUUUGUGUCUCGGCUCAUGAAAGAUUUGGACAACAGUGAUGCCAAAGAGAGACUGAAGUUCAGCAUACUGAAGAGACUCCCUGAGCCUAUGGACCAGAGGAUCUACCAUAUGUGGGACCAUCCUAUCAGUUCAGCUUCGAUCUCAAGAGAUUAUGUCAGAACUCUGCUGGAGAAACUCAACAAAAACAAGGGAUUUGCAUUUACCGGCAGAGACAAGCCAGGCUUCAGACCUGAGUUUCUUCCUCUUACCUACCUGGCAAAAAUACUCUCGGAUAUAGAGGAACAAGCUCUGAACCCUUUCGAGGAGCAGGAGAACGUGGACGCCAGGUUCGUGGAGGAGACGGCUCUGAAACAGACACUAAUACUGCUGGGCUUUGAGGAAAAAUGAAACAUGCGGAGGGGAGCGGGAGGGCGCCUCUACGGAUGGAUUGAGGGAGAAACAGAUGAGGGGGAAAAUGUGUUUGAGAGAAAAGUCAUCAUUGACUGGGCCUUGAGGAUAAGUAACCGAUGGAUGGAUGAUGGAGGGACGGAGGGCGAGACGUGAAAGAUGAAUGGAGAGAGUGAAAGGCAGAGCGCUCAUAAACAAAGCUCUCACUUUUUGAUGAUAGAUUAGGGUGGGGUGGAAGGAAAGACGGAUGGAGACGCCCAGAAAAGAAAGAUGGAGGGGAGAAUAUGAGGCAGAAUGGAUGACAUUGUCACCCUGAUUUUUUUAUGCUAAAAACUAAGGUGUACGAGGGACAAUAUGAACAGUACCAAAAACUCUUAACGCACUAGAGAACACGGUCAGAUCUUCAGGUUGUGUUUUAAUUCAAUUUCAGGAAACAUGCUUUUCAAAUGUUUAUUGAAAAUCAAUAACAGCAGGCAGCUUUUAAUAUGAAUGGUAGUAGCAACAAUUAUUUCCAUAACUUCUCCAUUUUCCCCUCGUACAAUUUAUGAAUGUCGAUGUCAAGUACUUCAAUCAGUAUUUGUAAAUCAAACACACUUGUUUUUUCCUCCCGUGCUUCCCGUCAUGCCGCUGAACCCCAUCAACUUGAUUACAUGCUGACACAAGCUGUGCAGACUGAGUGGUCAGUCAGCUGCCAUGCAUUCAAUCUGAUAUCAACUCUGAGUCAUACACAGUGUUUUCAGCUGAGAGGGGCCGAGGUAUAACUCAGGGAGACUACCUGGCACAUUUAAAAUACACUACCUCCCCCCCAACCAGAUAUGUAGUUGUAAACUGAAUGUACACAUUAACAUGGACUCUUACUCUUUAUAUACACUGAUUGCUACUUUUUAUGAAAACCAUAGAUUUUAACUGAGAUGAAAUAAAAAUGGUUGAAUCCGGAACAAAAUGUGGGAAAUUCACUGUUGGUUCCUGGCUGUCGAAUGGACAAUAAGGCCUCGGUGUCAUUACCAUCUGGGUAUAUUUUGAGGCUCGUGCUGGGAAGAUACCUACAGUAUGUGUGUGUUUUUAUGCAAAGCUAAAGUUUUCUAAUGUUAAACAUUGUCUAAAGUGACCGUAGUAACUUAGGCUAGCUAAAAUAGUCUUUAACUGGUUAAAUUUGGAUUAAAAGUGAUACUCUUUAAUUUUUUAAAGAAGAAAUAAGACAUUCUCAGUUCAGAAGAUGUAUUACCUUGAUACAUAUAGAUACAUUGUUCUACAUAAUCCUUUGCCAAAGUUUGCUAAAGUUAAACAUUGUCUAAAACUAUUUAAAGAAAAGAACAUAAAAGAACUAAAGUGAAUAACUAAAAUAGUCUUUAACUGGCACAUGUUUGAUUAAAUGAGACACAAACAUUCAUAAGAAAUAGUUAAAAACUAGCGUUUGACUUGAUUCUGGAUAUUUCAACUUUAUUCUCGAAAUACGAAAUCAAAAAAAGUAUUGAAACCCAGCCCUACUAAAUUUGAGCCCCAAUAUAUUUAGGUGAACUUUAAAGUAACUAUAUAUAUAUUUAAAAGUCUACAAAAUGCUUUACAAUCCAUUAAAUGGAACAAGACAGUAAAGAGUUAAUGACAGGGCAUUAGGACUUUAAUUUAUAAAGAAAAGAGUGACGCAUUCAAAGGUCUGGUUUGAAUAUGGUGCCUGUGUGCCCUCAAUCAUGACUGAGCUCAUACUGUAAGAGGAGAAAUUCUUUGGAAGUGUAUGUGCGUGUGUGUGAGACAUGUGUUCAUAAUCUUUUUUAUAGUGUCUGAAUGUUGGCACCAUCUGAGACUAAAUACCGGAGAUUAUUUACAUCUCAUGUCGCACUUUGAUUUGAGAAAUUACAAAACAUUACUCUUUGAUAAAAAGGGAUUUCGUAAUCACUCGCGUUUCUUACGUUUACACACAAAACGUUUUGUAACAUGAAUUGUAAAUAAAGAGAUUUUUCUUUUCAA
This is a messenger RNA of Cottoperca gobio, 5136 nucleotides long. It is a transcript of the gene gsap, whose product is annotated as gamma-secretase activating protein. The transcript is spliced from 34 exons. Bases 550 to 3171 code for a protein of 873 amino acids. NCBI's taxonomy places the organism in Eukaryota, Metazoa, Chordata, Actinopteri, Perciformes, Bovichtidae. Gene Ontology annotation, biological process: positive regulation of amyloid-beta formation. The record is from RefSeq and is a predicted model, not a curated record. Gene Ontology annotation, cellular component: trans-Golgi network.